CAAGUCCUUUCGUUUUAGCAUUUACAAUCCCAGAUUUAGAAUUUUGAUUUUUGAUCGACGUUAAUUUUUUUAAUGGUGGGUUCUCUCCUCUUUCGAAUCUCUACCACUGGACCCAAAAUUACCUCUCAUUUCAAGACUUUUUUUUUUUUUGAUAAAUAAGAGACACAUCUCUGAGAUGAAAAAGAAAGGAAACAGAGAUCGAGUUUUGUUUUUGUAUCCUCGUCGUCGUGUUUGGUCGUCGUGUCUGGAGACUCAAACCGACCCCAACGAAGAAACAGCAUUAAUAUAAGAAGAAGAGAAAAAAUGUCGUUUACAGGAACAUUGGAUAAAUGCAAGGCCUGUGACAAAACCGUCUAUGUUAUGGAUCUCUUGACAUUAGAGGGUAAUACUUAUCACAAAUCAUGUUUCAAAUGCAGCCAUUGCAAAGGCACUCUCGUGAUAAGCAAUUACUCAUCAAUGGAUGGAGUUCUUUACUGUAAGCCACACUUCGAACAGCUUUUCAAAGAGUCUGGCAAUUACAGCAAGAAUUUUCAGACUGGAAAGACCGACAAGCCCAAUGAUCUGACUCGAACUCCGAGCAAGCUAUCAUCAUUCUUCAGUGGAACACAAGACAAAUGUGCCACUUGUAAGAAAACGGUUUACCCACUUGAGAAAGUAACAAUGGAAGGAGAGUGUUACCACAAGAAUUGCUUCAGGUGCGCCCACAGUGGUUGUCCUUUGACUCACUCUUCUUACGCUUCUCUUAACGGCGUCCUCUACUGUAAAGUCCAUUUCAAUCAGCUCUUCCUCGAGAAAGGGAGUUACAACCACGUCCAUCAAGCUGCUGCUAACCACCGUCGAUCCGCCUCUUCCGGUGGCGCUUCUCCCCCUUCCGAUGAUCUCAAACCUAUCGACGACACCGACUCAGUUCCCGAGGCAAAAGAAGAGGAAGAAGCAGUCCCUGAAGCUGCUGGAGAAGAAGAAGAGGCUGAGCCCGUCGUUGAGUCUUGAAUGUGGUGUUGAGGAACGAAUCUUAUCAGUUCCUUAAGUUUCAUGCUUUUAUAUGCUUUUACGUUUGAAUUGAGUAAUUAUGUAUACAAAAUUUGUUGUUGUUUGUUUCUGUAUAUUCUUGUAAAGUUUUAAGCCUUUUUUUUGGAGAGAAUCUGUUUUGUAAACGAAAGCUUUAACAUCAGAUUUCUUUUUGAAGAGGUUAUAUCUUUGACCUUAUUUUAUUUGAUGAAUCAAAAUUCAAAAACAUA
Messenger RNA from Camelina sativa (false flax), 1238 nucleotides. Its product is annotated as LIM domain-containing protein PLIM2a. The record is from RefSeq and is a predicted model, not a curated record. Lineage: Eukaryota; Viridiplantae; Streptophyta; Magnoliopsida; Brassicales; Brassicaceae.